Molecule: messenger RNA, 927 nt
Organism: Suncus etruscus (white-toothed pygmy shrew)
Lineage: Eukaryota; Metazoa; Chordata; Mammalia; Eulipotyphla; Soricidae
Product: olfactory receptor 2T27-like
Exons: 1
Coding region: 1-927 (308 amino acids)
Biological process (GO): G protein-coupled receptor signaling pathway
Cellular component (GO): membrane
Molecular function (GO): G protein-coupled receptor activity; olfactory receptor activity
Source: RefSeq, a predicted model, not a curated record
AUGGAAAAGCGAAGCAAUGGCACCCCUGGAUCCGACUUUGUUCUGCUGGGGCUGUUUCACCACAUUCAGGCCCCUAGAGUUCUCUUCAGUUUUAUCUGCCUGGUAUUCCUUGUGACUCUUGUUGGCAAUGCAAUGAUGAUGAUCCUUAUUUGGCUGGACUCUCGCCUCCACACUCCAAUGUAUUUUCUACUCAGUCAGCUCUCCAGCAUGGAUCUCUUCUACAGUUCCACCUUUGUCCUCAAGAUAGCCCUUGAUUUCAUGACUGGGAGGAACACCAUUUCCUUUCUCGGCUGCGGGAUCCAACUCUUCUUGUUUAUGACCCUCGUGGGGGCAGAGUGUCUUCUGCUGGCGGUCAUGGCUUAUGAUCGCUAUGUGGCCAUCUGCCACCCUCUCCAUUACUCCGUUCUCAUGCGCCCUGCAGUCUGUGCCCUUAUGGUGGUGGGGACCUGGCUGGGGGCACUGAUAAACGCGCUAAUCCAUGUGCUCUACGUUUUAAAUCUCCCUUACUGUGCCUCCAGGGAAAUCCAGCAUUUCUUUUGUGAGAUCCCAGCUCUCCUGAAACUGGUCUGUGCUGACACCUCCCAGUAUGAAAAUGGUCUUUAUUUCAGUGGGGUUGUCUUUCUCCUUGCACCAAUAUCUGCCAUCAUGGCUUCAUAUGGACAGAUCAUCUCUACUGUACUGGGGUUAGGAUCCAGGUUGGGUAUGAGGAAGGCAAUGGCAACCUGUUCUUCCCAUUUGACUGUGGUGUUACUCUUCUAUGGAACAGCUAUAUUCAAGUACUUUCUCCCCAAAGCCUAUCACACUGCUGAGCAGGAUAAAGUGGUCUCUGUCUUCUACACCAUCAUCACACCCAUGCUCAACCCUCUCAUCUACAGUCUGAGAAACAAAGAGGUAGCUGGGGCCCUUAGGAAGGUUCUGGGAAGAUGA